Molecule: messenger RNA, 1377 nt
Organism: Cooperia oncophora
Lineage: Eukaryota; Metazoa; Nematoda; Chromadorea; Rhabditida; Trichostrongylidae
Source: the annotation of a GenBank genome assembly
AUGUUCCGAAAACAUGAAUUUGGAGCAGUGAUAUUGUCACCAUCUCGUGAGUUAUCAAUCCAGAUCGCAUCGGUUGCUGCUCCUUUUGCAGCGAAGCUAAACUAUUCCAUAGUUGUCACUGUGGGUGGAACGAAAGUGGAACAGAAUUUGAAAAAGUUAAAAGGAGGUGGAAAUAUAUUGGUAGCGACGCCUGGUCGUCUUUUCCAAUUGUUAUCAUUGGACAAAGAUGGUAGCCUGAAGCGCGCAUUAAAAACUGUAGAGAUUCUUGUCAUCGACGAGGCCGACCGGUUUAACGAGUCGCAAUUUGAGAUGCAUUUGAAGGAGAUUCUGCUCGCAUUACCGAAACAACGACGGACGGGACUUUUCUCAGCAACACAAGCAAAGGAAUUGGAAGACUUGUCGUUAUUUGGUUUGCGGAAUAAGAAAGUCAUAAAAAUCAAGGAAUCCAGCAAUCUUGUUUCGCCUUCAACGCUCAACAACUAUUACACAGUCUGCGAAGCAGCUGAAAAACUCAUAUGUGUUGUGGAAUUCAUUCGCAACAAACCUGACAAGAAAGUGCUUGUAUUUUUCCCCUCUUGUGGAGGAGUGAAAUAUUUUCAUACGAUAUUAACUCGUGUCCUCACAAAACGGCCUUUGUACGCCGUCCAUGGUCACAGCUCUCAGGCGGAACGGACCAAACAGAUUGACGAAUUCCGUAAAAGUGACAAUGCAGUAAUGCUGUCAACAGAUGUGAUGUCUCGUGGUAUCGACAUUCAAGACAUUGACUGGGUCAUACAAUUUGAAGUACCCAAGCUAUCCAGGCUCCUUUGCGCCAAAAGCUCACCACUUUGUGCCAAAACACCAAUUUCAGUUGGUUUGUUCACCGAUCUGGUCGUACAGCUCGUUGUGGACGAGAGGGGAAACGCGUUGUUAGUCCUUUCACCACAGCAAACUGCCUACGUUGGAUAUCUAGCCAAGCACGAGAAAGUUGAGUUGAAACAGAUCUCAGUGCCAAGCAGUAAUGCUCAAAAAGCUAGUCAACUCCGAGAGAAAAUUAUUAAAAUAGUGUGCUCGGACCGUGAAAUUUUGGAAACAGGCACGAGAGCAUUCGUUUGUCAUAUUGAGAGUUACGUGAAGCACGAUUGCAACAUCGUUUGUGGCCUGAAAGACCUUGAUGUUACUGGACUCGCUCAUGCGUACGGUCUGCUUCGGUUACCAAAAAUGAGAGAACUUAGUGGGCGGACAGAUCUCGACAAAUUCCAGCGAAGUGACAUCGAUACCUCAACGAUCAAAUACGCAAAUCCGGCCCUGGAAAAGAAGCGAGCCGAGAUAAUGGCUGCCAAAGCACGAGAAGAGGGUGAAAGCGAUGAAAGAGAAAUUGGCGAAGAAAAAUGCUGA